Molecule: messenger RNA, 1695 nt
Organism: Cuscuta epithymum
Lineage: Eukaryota; Viridiplantae; Streptophyta; Magnoliopsida; Solanales; Convolvulaceae
Source: the annotation of a GenBank genome assembly
UCUCUCUCUACGAAAUGAGCCUCCUGCAGUUUCCUCAAAUCCAACUCCACCUUCCUUAGCAGCCUUUGCAACUGCUACUUCUGCAGUACCUGAAGCACAAAGAAAUGAAGGAAGUCAAACUGGAACUGGCAGGUGGUCUAAACUAAGUAAUGCAGAGAAAAGCAGUUUGGUGGAAAUACUUUUAGCUCAUUUUCAUAACGGGAAACUUCAGAGGGGCAUUGUGGGAAAAACAGUUACACAGUUCAACCGUUCUAGGCGUACAAUUAACAAAUUGUGGGUCCGAGCUCACAACCAACUCAAUGAUGGGUCCCAAUUAAUGUGCAAAGCCAAUGUAAGGGAAAUGUGAGAAGAACAGGGGUUGUUUUUUACUUGGACAAGUUAAAAGACAUUCCACUUCAUCAAAGAAAGAACAUUCGGUCUUUGGGUUAUGCCCUAAACAUCUCAAAGUCUUCUGUGCACAGAUUAGUCAAAGCUAAGCAAAUAAAGAGACAUUCCAAUGCCAUAAAGCCAUUCCUCGUCUCACACAUGCUGGUAAAAUCAAGAGGUUACAAUUCUACCUAUCUCAUGUAGUAGUGCAUAGGUGUGUGCCCUUAAACUCCACAUUUCAUUAUUUUUAUGAUGACAUUCACAUAGAUGAAAAGUGAUUUUUUUCAAAAGAAACCACAACAUACUACACCCAUCCCAGUGAGCCUAACCCCUACAGAUCUGCUCAAUCAAAAAAAUUUAUACCCAAAAUCAUGUUUUAGCUGUUGUAGGUAGGCCUAGGUUUGAGGACAAUGGGGCAGUGUAAUGGGAUGGAAAAUUGGUAUCUUUCCAUUCACAUAUGAGCAAAGAGCAAAGCGGGCUAGUAAAAAUAGACCAGCAGGCACUUUAGAGACAAAACCCACAUUAAGUAUAACCAGAAAUGUUAUCAAUGAGAUGAUGCUACACAAAGUCCUACCAGCAAUCAAAGUUACAUGGCCAGAUGUAGAAAAUAGAAACAUCAUAAUUCAACAAGAUAAUGCAAGGCCACAUAUUGAUGUGAAUGAUGCAGAGUUUGUGGAGUCAGCAACUGCUGAUUGCUGGAAAAUAAAGCUAACUUUCCAGCCACCUAACAGCCCAGACCUAAAUGUUCUAGACAUAGGUUUGUUUUCGUGCAAUUGAUUCACUGAAGGAACAUAAAUCCUCUAAAAGUAUUGUUGAGUUAACUGAAGCUAUGAGAACUCCUUUUGAUGACCUCACAACUUAUAUUUUGAACAAAGUAUUUUUAAGUUAUCAGUGUGUGAUGGAACAAACACUGAUGCACAACGGUGGAAAUCAGUUUAAACUGCAACAUGUUGGUAAGGAUAAGCUUGACAGACAGUGGAUGUUACCACAGAACAUGGAAAUCAAUCCAGCAUUAGUGGAUGAAGCUAAGGAGAAUCUCAUACACAUGCAAACACAAGGGCCAGAAACACAAGAGGUGCACAUGCAGGGUGAAGGGACUGAAACUCAGUUCAUAACUGAAGAUGAGGCCACAACUUUUUUGUAUGUAAGGAAGUGUACAAUUUUUUUAUGACACCACUAAGGGACAACUUUUUUGUAUGUAGGGAAGUGUAAUUUUUUGUAUGUACACUAGUAAGGGACAACUUUUUUAUAUGUAAGGGAAGUGUACAAUUGAUGUAUGUACUGUCAUGCAUGCGUAGCCUACAAUAUCAAAAUGUAGGGGCAGUGCAG